This is a messenger RNA of Eptesicus fuscus (big brown bat), 1213 nucleotides long. RefSeq names its product shisa family member 8 (gene SHISA8). Gene Ontology annotation, cellular component: dendritic spine membrane; AMPA glutamate receptor complex; postsynaptic membrane. The record is from RefSeq and is a predicted model, not a curated record. Bases 1 to 1185 code for a protein of 394 amino acids. Gene Ontology annotation, biological process: regulation of AMPA receptor activity; regulation of short-term neuronal synaptic plasticity. NCBI's taxonomy places the organism in Eukaryota, Metazoa, Chordata, Mammalia, Chiroptera, Vespertilionidae. The transcript is spliced from 4 exons.
AUGGAGCGGGCCGGGGUGCGGGGGCCGCGCGGGGGCCACGGCCCGGGGCUCCGGCUGGCGCUCGGGCUGUGGCUGCUGCUGGCGCGGCCGCCGUCGGGCCGCGCGGGGGCCCCCGAGGCUCCGGAGCCCGCGGCCCCCGGCACGGCGGCCCCUGCCCGCGGCGACCGCUGCCGCGGCUACUACGACGUGAUGGGCCAGUGGGACCCGCCCUUCAACUGCAGCUCCGGCGCCUACAACUUCUGCUGCGGCACGUGCGGCUACCGCUUCUGCUGCCACGACGGGCCGCGGCGCCUGGACCAGAGCCGCUGCUCCAACUACGACACGCCGGCCUGGGUGCAGACCGGCCGGCCGCCCGCGCGGGCCCGCGACACCGCCGCGCACCGGGACCCGGGCCGCGAGCGCAGCCACACGGCCGUCUACGCGGUGUGCGGCGUCGCUGCGUUGCUGGUGCUGACGGGCAUCGGGGUGCGCCUGGGCCUGGAGAGGGCGCACAGCCCGCGCGCGCGGCGCACGGUGACCAGGACACUGACGGAACUUCUGAAGCAGCCAGGCCCCCAGGAGCCACUGCCCCCACCGCUGGGCCCACCGCUGGGCAGCUGUGUCCAAGUGCAGAUGGGUGAUGGCCUCCCCCGAGGCUCCGCCCACGACAGCGCAGACAAGAAACGCCACAACCACGUGCCCCUGGGGUCGGCGACCCCGGGCCCCCCGCGCGGCCCGCGGCCGCAGGGCAGCGGCAGCCUGACGCUGCAGCCGGACUACGCCAAGUUCGCCACCCUCAAGGCAGCCGCGUUCCAGGCCUCAGAGGCCGCCCCGCAGGACUUCUACCCGCACCGCCCGGCGCCCGCCCCCGCCCCGCCGACCCUCCCUGCGCGGGCCCCGCGGCCCCCGGAGGACUUGUCCGCGCUGCUCGACGCCUGCCCCUGGGCCCCGCCCGGCUACGCGCCGCACGCCGGCCCCGCCCCGGCCCCGACGGGCCCCUGCAAGGCCUGGACCACCGGCCGCCCGGCUCGGCCCGCCCCCCGCGGCCACCUGGUGGCUCAGGCCGCCCCUGCCCCGCGGCGGUCGGGCCACCCCCGGCGCAUGGAGAAGCUGCCCAAGGCCUUCCACCCGCAGCCCCCUGGCCUGUACAGUUGCGCGGUUCGAGGACACCUGAGCACCAACAGCAAAGCAGAGGUCACCGUAUGAAGACGGGGCUGCUGGUUCUUCCGAGCAU